This is a messenger RNA of Centruroides sculpturatus (bark scorpion), 972 nucleotides long. Its product is annotated as peripheral plasma membrane protein CASK-like. Gene Ontology annotation, cellular component: cell-cell junction; plasma membrane. The record is from RefSeq and is a predicted model, not a curated record. The transcript has 7 exons. Gene Ontology annotation, biological process: regulation of neurotransmitter secretion. Gene Ontology annotation, molecular function: signaling receptor binding. Bases 1 to 972 code for a protein of 323 amino acids. NCBI's taxonomy places the organism in Eukaryota, Metazoa, Arthropoda, Arachnida, Scorpiones, Buthidae.
AUGGAAGGUAUGGAAGACUCCAUACCUCAUAUUUUGCAGAUUUAUGUUCGAGCCCAAUUUGAUUAUAAUCCUUUGGAAGAUGAUUUGAUACCUUGUGCACAAGCCGGUAUUGCCUUUAAAACUGGAGACAUUUUACAAGUUAUAAGUAAAGACGAUCAUAAUUGGUGGCAAGCAAAGAAAGAUGGAGCUGAUGGUACUGCUGGAUUAAUACCGUCACCAGAAUUACAAGAAUGGCAUACAGCUUGUUUAGCAAUGGAAAAAUCACAAAAUGAUCAAGUUAACUGCUCGUUUUUUUCUCGUAAGAAAAAGCAUUUUAGAGACAAAUACUUAGCAAAACAUAAUGCUAUAUUUGAUCAGUUAGAUGUUGUUACAUAUGAAGAAGUGGUUAGGUUACCAUCAUUCAGAAGGAAAACACUUGUCUUAUUAGGUGCUCAUGGAGUUGGUAGAAGACAUAUAAAAAAUACACUUAUCAGCAAUCACCCUAAUAAAUAUGCUUAUCCCAUUCCACAUACGACAAGGUUGCCAAGAAAAGGAGAAGAAAAUGGUAAAAAUUACUAUUUUGUGUCUAAUGAUGAAAUGAUGGCAGAUAUAGCUGCUAAUGAUUAUCUUGAAUAUGGAACACAUGAAGAUGCUAUGUAUGGUACAAAGCUUGAAACUAUACGUAAAUUACAUCAGGAAAUGAAAAUGGCCAUACUUGAUGUUGAACCUCAGGCAUUGAAAGUUCUCAGGACAGCAGAAUAUGCUCCUUAUGUUGUUUUCAUUGCUGCACCAUCGGUUGGAAAUCUUCAUGAUGUGGAUGGAAGUUUAGAAAGACUAGCAAAAGAAAGUGAAUUAUUGCGGCAAGCAUAUGGACAUUUUUUUGAUCUCACCAUUGUCAACAACGACAUUGAUGAAACUAUUCGAAUUUUAGAAAAAACUUUGGAUAAAAUCAACACAAUACCACAGUGGGUACCUGUGAGUUGGGUUUAUUAA